CUCAGUUAAAACGUACAAAUAUUUUUGUGGAUGACGUUUAGUCGGUUUAGUCACUGGUGAAUGUAUAUUUGUUUUUAUCAUUCAAUGUAAUUACGCCAAAUUAUUUUAUUUAACAAUCGGGACACAAGAGCAAUUGUCACACAAUGGAGGAAAUAUUUCAUGAAAAGCAAGAGGGAUAUCUGUGUGGCCAACAUUGCUUGAAUUCACUUCUUCAAGGCCCUUAUUUCAAUGCUGUAGACCUCGGGUGUCUUGCUAGGCAGCUGGACGACGAGGAGGAAGCGAGAAUGGCUGAGGCGGGUAUAGACAGUGACGAUUAUAGAAGAUUCAGAGAACAACCUUCUGGCAAUGUGGACGACAGUGGAUAUUUUUCAGUUCAAGUGAUAAGCAGUGCCCUCAAAGUCUGGGGACUGGAGCUAGUACCCUACAACAGCAGAGAACCUAUAGCUAUCAUCGCACAGAAUGAUCCUACACAAAUGCAGGCGUAUAUAUGCAACUACAAGGGCCACUGGUUUACCAUCCGUAAAAUAGGAAAUCAGUGGUUCAAUCUCAACUCGAUAUUGAGUGGUCCUCAGCUUUUAUCGAACACCUACUUGGCAAUGUAUUUCGCACAGUUGUUGCAAGAGGGAUAUUCAAUAUUCAUCGUCAUUGGAGAAUUGCCAGAAUGUACAGCUGACGAGAUACUGCUGACGAAUCCAGUAAAAAUGAUCCCGAAAUCCGGAAAAUCCGAUGUAGAGGAGGUUAAAGGGUUUGAGUCGAAGGGUCAUAGGUUGGGAACAAUGGAAGACGAGGAGGCGAAAAUACGAGAGGCUGUGGCAGGGCUGGAGGCAGUCAGAGUGCCAUCGAGUUCGAGUUCAAGUGCAGUUGGUGGCGCAGUUAAACAAUCAGACAAGCCACGAGAGAGGAUAAUACCGAUUGAGAUUGAGGGAGAUGACAAGGAUGAUAAUGACGAUGAAGAUCUGCAGCGAGCACUGCAACUCAGUCUUCAGGAUGUUGAUGAGACACCAGACAAACCCCUCAAACUACGACUCAAUCUAGAUUUAAACAAACCCGAGAGGUUCUACGAUACGAUAGGGGAGUCUGACGAUGAUGAUGAGUUGAGGAGGGCUCUUCAGUUGAGCCUCGAGUGCGUCACAGCCCCACCUACACCAGACCCUGAGGAUGUACGCUGGAAACGUCUGAGAUAUCUGGGACUUCAUCAGCCCAACAGCGAGCCCUCAACUCAGUUGAAUACUUAACAGUGAAAUGAUAGCUGGUGGUUAAAUUUGUUUCUCUUGAAUUUUAUUCUUUUUGUAUCCCAUUCUUGAAUCGACCUUUGAAAAGGACUGCCGUGAUUGUCUUUGAUUCCAAUGGAAUUGUAGAAAAGAUUAUGAAUAUUUUUUUGAUUGAAAUCUAUAAUCGUGUGUUUGGAAAUAAAUUUAUAUAUUCAUUUUAAUGAUUAAUAA
This is a messenger RNA of Diachasmimorpha longicaudata, 1442 nucleotides long. Its product is annotated as ataxin-3-like. Gene Ontology annotation, molecular function: cysteine-type deubiquitinase activity. NCBI's taxonomy places the organism in Eukaryota, Metazoa, Arthropoda, Insecta, Hymenoptera, Braconidae. The transcript is spliced from 5 exons. The record is from RefSeq and is a predicted model, not a curated record. Gene Ontology annotation, cellular component: nucleus. Bases 144 to 1235 code for a protein of 363 amino acids. Gene Ontology annotation, biological process: protein deubiquitination.